This is a messenger RNA of Malania oleifera, 1210 nucleotides long. Its product is annotated as protein LIFEGUARD 2-like. The record is from RefSeq and is a predicted model, not a curated record. NCBI's taxonomy places the organism in Eukaryota, Viridiplantae, Streptophyta, Magnoliopsida, Santalales, Ximeniaceae. The transcript is spliced from 4 exons. Gene Ontology annotation, cellular component: membrane. Bases 331 to 1059 code for a protein of 242 amino acids.
ACACGCGAGAAGUCUAGAAUUAGAACCGACGACGCGUGCACGUUUCGAUGAGUAAAACCCUCCACGUGUCCCUUGCGUCACACUUUCCCGAUGCUCUCGCGAUGCAUCCGGAAGUUUCUCACGCCUAAAGCAUCCCUUACUUCCUCACUCCUUCUCUUUCUUCGCUUCCCCUGCAAUUAGGAAACCUUCUUUCGACUGAAAUCUUUUCGGUUUCUUGUUUUAUAGAGAAACAGAACCCUCGCCCUCUCUCCUUCAUUUUCCCUUUUCUCGUGCUGAAAAACUAAGUCACGUUUUGAAAAUAGUGGCAACGUCUUGACUGUUUCUUGACAAAUGUGGCAGCAUCCCUACCGCAAAUCAGAUGUGGAGGCCGGCGCACGGCCGCUCUAUCCUAUGAUGCUCGAGUCCCCGGAAUAUCGGUGGGCCUUUAUCCGCAAGAUUUACACAAUCUUAGCCCUCCAAUUGCUGCUCACCAUCGCCGUCGCAGCCGUCGUAGUCACCGUGCACCCGAUUGCGCGAUUCUUCACGAGCACCGAGGCCGGACUGGCUCUGUACAUUGUUCUUAUCUUCGUGCCGUUCAUAACCCUGUGCCCGUUGUACUACUAUCAUCAGAUUCACCCGGUGAACUACUUGCUUCUUGGGACAUUUACGGUGUCUCUGGCUUUCGUAGUUGGGCUGACAUGUGCUUUUACUAGCGGAAAAGUUAUUUUGGAGUCUGUGAUUCUAACAGCUGUGGUUGUGGUGAGCCUCACUUUGUACACCUUCUGGGCAGCAAGGAAAGGCUACGAUUUCAACUUUCUAGGGCCCUUCUUGUUUGGUGCUGUUCUAGUGCUAAUUGUCUUUGCACUGAUUCAGAUACUAUUUCCCCUGGGCAAGCUGUCUGUAAUGAUCUAUGGUGGUUUGGCAUCGAUCAUAUUUUGCGGGUACAUAAUCUAUGACACAGAUAACCUGAUCAAGCGCUACACUUAUGAUGAGUACAUCUGGGCUGCGGUUUCCCUGUAUCUGGAUGUCAUUAAUCUUUUCCUCUCCCUGCUAACCAUCUUCAGGGCUGUUGAAAGCUAGGGUAGUGGUAGUAUUGCUAUUUUGGUGUAAACGCUUGAAAGUAGCAUCUUUUUUCUGGUGCUUUUAAAGUGUUUUUUUCUUGGAAAAAUGACUGUUUUUCUUGCACCGCCAAUUGUAGGGGACUACUGCCACUUCGAAAUUUUUUGAAUAA